AUUAAAUCAAUACGAUGCAACAGUAGCCAAACAGGGGAGUUAUUUAUUUUGCGUUCUCCACUGUGCACCGUGUUUUUCUUUCAGCAUCGUCACCGUUGGUUACUCCGGCGGAUUAACCACGCCAGGAAUUUCUAGAAUCGACCAGAUUACGACUACGCAGCGCCGCGUUCCUUGUUGCGUUUGCGAAUCCACUUGGAAUUCAAUUAGAAUUCCUAUGCGUGAAUAUAAUUCUGCAAGUGUCGGAUCAUCUACCACGCAGAAAUGGAUCCUGUCGGUAUACAGCUGCUGCUGGAGGUCCAUUUGAUCGAUUACGAUAAAAAGACGGACUUUUAAUAAAAUUAUAGAGCCAGGAACAGGAUCCAUUGAAAGGAGAAGAUCUUCGUUCAACAAGCUUCGAGGGCACAAAGAUUUGAGAAAGCAGGCUGAGCUGAAGCGUUUGCGGCUGUUGGCCAGUGAAGACCACGAUUAAGAUGUGAACCGCGACGAUUCGUUUCCGCAACAUAGGGGACCACACUGUCUUUGUCCAAAGGAAGAACGAAAUCGAACGUGUUCAUGGCUCGGACUACGGUUUCCCCGUCUUCGUUCUUAUCUUCGACCUCAUGGACCACACCGUCCGUCUCGAAUGUCUUCAAGGACACUUUCGGGAUCGCCUCGACCACACAUUACACGAGCAUCGAAAAGCAAGCAAACGUGGAAGAAAAGUACACGCCGUAUGAAGAUCGACCGGAAACAUACUUCGUGCCAAUCGUGUUCCUGCUGAUUCUUGUGAUCGGGCUCACAGGAAAUGGCGUGCUCGCGCUCACCAUACUGCGCCACAGUAACAUGAGGAACGUUCCCAAUAUUUAUGUCUUUUCGUUGGCGCUCGGAGAUCUCUUGGUGAUUCUUACAUGCGUACCAUUCACUUUCACCGUAUAUAUUGUGGACUCUUGGCCUUUUGGACUCGUGCUCUGCAAGGUUUCCGAGUGCGCCAAGGAUAUCUCCAUCGGAGUCUCUGUCUUCACUCUAACGGCACUAUCCGCGGACAGAUUCUUCGCUAUCGUCGAUCCGAUGAGAAAGCUCCACGCCUCGGGUACAGGAAGACGAGCAACGCGUUUCACGGUGAUCGUCGCUUCUUUGAUUUGGGUAUUAGCCAUUAUGUGCGCCAUUCCGAGUUCCUUCUCCUACAUCAGGGUUUUCAAAGUGAACACCAACGUGACCUUUCAAGCCUGCUACCCGUAUCCUGCGGAAUUUGGACCGAAUUACCCGAAGACGAUUUUGGUCUGUCGGUUCUUCAUAUACUACGCUGUGCCGCUUAGUAUUAUUGCUUUCUUCUACAUUCUUAUGGCCAGACAUCUGAUUCACAGCACUAGAAAUAUUCCUGGCGAAAUGCAGUGUCAGCUAAAGCAGGUGAAAGCUCGUAAAAAGGUGGCGAAAAUGGUGAUGGCGUUCGUGAUCGUUUUCGCAGUAUGCUUCUUCCCGCAACACGUGUUUAUGCUAUGGUUUUACAUCCACCCAACCGCCCAACAGGAUUACAACACAUUUUGGCAUUAUUUCCGGAUUCUUAGCUUCUGCCUGGCAUUUACCAAUAGCUGCAUUAAUCCCAUCGCAUUGUACUGCGUGAGCAGCACAUUUAGAAAAUAUUUCGACAGGUAUCUGCUGUGUUGCGUGCCGAGAAGGAUCCGCAGACGACGUCGUUGUUCAUCGGACUUGAGCUCGCGGGCACGAGGUCAAAGUUUCUCGUUGAUAAGCUCCAAAAGGUACGAUUCUCGACGCGGUCAACGAAACACCAUGCACAUGUCCAUCUUUGGAAACGACACCAGGACCAGUGGCCCGAUCAAGGAACAAGAGACGACCAUUAGUCUAACCGCGUGUCCUAACGGUAUCGAGGAUGGACUGAAAAGCCAGCAAAAUUCCACGACGGAGCAGUCGAACAUUCGCGAAUGUUCGUUAAACUCCAAGGACUGAAUAAUUCAGCGAUGUUUCGGCAACCAAUGAUCAUGCCCGUGUGUAUUAUUUUCAUUUGAAAAACACUAUGUCGAUGGUCCAAUAACUCUUAAGCGAAGACCACAGGCGAAAGAUAUAUUAAGUCGCAUUUCUCACAUUUCUCGGAAGAAUAAUUUUGAAAUUCGGUACAUUGUUAGAAAUUCGAUAGUCGUUAGACUAGCUCUUCAUUUGGCUCUGCGAUUAAUCCAUUAAGAAGCAAUAUUUGCUGUCGCUGUCGAUCAAUAUAUUUAUUGAAUUUCCUUUUUUAAUAUUAUGGCUGUGAAAGGGAACUCUAAGAAUUUCCUUGAUACCUUUUUCGUUGUUAUUUAGUGCAUCCAGAAAUAUGAAACAAAUGCUUGCAGUUCCUUUUUGCGAUCACAAGAUGAAUUUCAUGAAAUUCAACGUUGAUUCUUAAUGGGUUAAAUAGACCAAACGGCUUGACAUCCUAAGUUCUCCAAAGGCUAAAAAUCUUUGAAUCUAUCAAAUUAUUUCCUUCCUUUGAAGAUUUCAUAUUAAGAUUUCAUAUUUAAGAGAUCCUUUUAGCCAUCAACUAUAAGCGGCACGAAAACAUCAAAAAUGGACUUAAAGUCUUAAGCUUUAGCUUCAAUUUCUGAGAGAGAGAGAGAGAGAGAGAGAGAGAGAGAGAAGUAGCGAUCGUCCAUAUUUAACGCAUCUGUCAUUUCCUGUAAAUCUUCGUCCAAUAUCUUGUCCCUCGAAUGCACCGAUAUCGUCGAAACUAUAGCGCUAGACAAUUAUUCUGUGAACUCGUGUGAAAGUAUGAUUUGCAGGCACAAAGACUGCGACAGUUGUACGUUUAGAGAGCACCGAUUUUAUG
This is a messenger RNA of Bombus pyrosoma, 2797 nucleotides long. Its product is annotated as neuropeptide CCHamide-1 receptor-like. The record is from RefSeq and is a predicted model, not a curated record. Gene Ontology annotation, molecular function: G protein-coupled peptide receptor activity. The transcript has 8 exons. Bases 553 to 1944 code for a protein of 463 amino acids. Gene Ontology annotation, biological process: G protein-coupled receptor signaling pathway. Gene Ontology annotation, cellular component: membrane. NCBI's taxonomy places the organism in Eukaryota, Metazoa, Arthropoda, Insecta, Hymenoptera, Apidae.